This is a messenger RNA of Fusarium subglutinans, 1425 nucleotides long. Its product is annotated as translation initiation factor eIF-2B subunit delta. Lineage: Eukaryota; Fungi; Ascomycota; Sordariomycetes; Hypocreales; Nectriaceae. The record is from RefSeq and is a predicted model, not a curated record. Bases 1 to 1425 code for a protein of 474 amino acids. The transcript has 4 exons.
AUGGCAACAGUUGUGAAUGUGGAGCAGGUUGCGGUCGAGAAGGCAGAAGAUCAGUACGCCAACUUCAUUGCAUCCCUUGCCGAGAAAGCGAAGACUUCAAGAAUCUUCCUGAGAUAUAAGGUCCUCGACACUUUCCUGCAUCUCGACAGCUAUCCGGGCCCAAACGGUAUUCCAUUCCAUGUCCGAGACGCUAAAUUAUCACUCAUAUCGUUCGAUAAGUCUGGUAAUUUGACUCUUACCCCCGAUAUAAAGGAACAUGAAAUCGCUCUCAAGGUCGAUAUGGAUUCCUCUCGCCAAAUAUUUAUAGUUGAAAACAUAACUCCGAAGGUAAUCCGUAUCUUUGGCGGGCUUUGGAAUGUCGAUCCCCAGUUCUUCCUCGACUAUAUUGAUGCCGUGCCGUCCGAGAUGGAUAUCACGAAAGAGGUAACACCACCCAGGCCCGAUCUGAUUCCCACGGCAUGGUACCGCCACCAGGCUGUUGAGGGAUGCCUGCCUAUUUUGAAGUCGAUGAGUACUCGUUAUGAUCAUGUGUCAUUUCGAUUUGUUGGCCCCAGAGAGUACAAACGAGAAGAUUCCUGCAAGGUGUUGGAGCGAAUGAAGCCCGAUAUGAAGGAAUUGAACGUUGAGCGAAUUGCAGGGCUUCAUGUUCCCAUAACCAGAAAGCUAGGCAGAGGAGGUCGACAAUUCGACAACGUUGCAAUGACGCGUCAUUGCUCUUCUAUCUGGUUCAAACAGCCUGACGAUUCUACUCAUUCGGAGUGGACGAAAGCAGUCAUACUGAUUGACCCUCCUUUCGAACCUGAAGAUGGCGAAAACAUGUACGGCACCAGAGCUGACUCGGCGUACCGUUCCUUCAUCUGCCGUCCGUUACCAAACGAAGGGAGUGACUUUCAUCCCCUCGUUGUAACUCAAGCAGUGGCUCGCAUCAUAGCAUCUGAGUGGAUUUCCACCAGCGCCUACAUUGAGCGGGACCUUAACACCCUCGAAUGGAGGCUUGAGAACGAUGAGCCCGGCAUGAUAAUACUGGAAAGUUUCCUCAAGAAGCUAUUUAUUCUACGUCGUCAGAUUCGUAAGUACCAGGGUUUAGUUGAUGAACAGUCGCAACUCUUCCGAAAGUAUUUGCCACACGCCUGGAUAACAACAUAUUCACCUACAACUGAGAAAGCAAGGGCCUACAUGGAAGGGGAUUUCGAGCAGGUCAGGAGCACUAUACUGGAUAACGCAGCCCGGUUAUCCGACACUCUAGGCCUCGUCACCUCCAUGAUUCAAAUUAGGAAGGGGGAGCAGUCCGCCAAGCAGAAUGAUAGGCUAUCAUUCUUGACUGUCAUAGCCACUGUUGUGCUUCCUUCCAAUGCCUUGGCUGCCAUUCUUGGUUCUGGAUGCAUCACGUGGGGGAAAUACAUGCAAAGUCGGAAUGAAGGCUAA